Syngnathus typhle (broad-nosed pipefish) is the source of this 1582-nucleotide messenger RNA. RefSeq lists its product as uncharacterized. Bases 96 to 1262 code for a protein of 388 amino acids. Lineage: Eukaryota; Metazoa; Chordata; Actinopteri; Syngnathiformes; Syngnathidae. The transcript has 3 exons. The record is from RefSeq and is a predicted model, not a curated record.
UCAGAAUUCUGAGAAUAAAGUCAGAAUUCUGACUUUAUGGCGUGGGGUGGCGGAGGGAAAGUCAGUGUGGUGUGGUUUUGACCAGAGAGGACAUUAUGUCGUCAACGAGUGACUUUUUGCGUGCCAGAGGAUUGCCGGAGGACAUCAUUUCACACUUGGAGGAGCAGGGGAUUGACAGUGAUGUCAUCGCACUGAUGGACGAUGCCGCUCUUGCCAAUUACAUCCCUCGCUAUGGAGACCGCAUUGCACUCUUUAAUUUUUGCAAGACGAAACAGCCUACAUCCAAAAGAAAAAACGGACUUUUAGAAAAACUACGUGAAAAAAUGAAACUCAGGAAAGACAGUGACAAAGAGGACACCACCUCAAAGACACAACCACAAGAGACAAAGAAGCAGAAAACAACAAGAAAUAUUGCGAUCGGAUGGAUACACAGUGAUGGAAAGAUGACCAAACAGGUGAGGGAGAAGCAGGGAGGGGGUACCAGAAAACUUCAAAUGUCCACAGAAGCUGGGUUGAAAGACAUUCUCAAGGAAGGAAAACAACUAUUUUUCCCAAAUGGGAUUUCUCCCAAAGGAUCAGAAUUGGACUUUGAGUUUGAGGUUUGGGAUUUCAAACAAAACUGCCUCACUGAUGACACCUGCCAUUCCAUCGGCUAUAUGUACGAGGCUGCAAAGCUAACAUUGUUGCGUUUUUACAUUGCAACAAGACCAAAAGAGAACCAAGAUGAUGUCCACACACAUGAGGAAGUUACGUCAGACAAUGGCAGUGAAUACAAUGCCGCAGAAAGUGACGAGGUCUCUGUUUAUUCAAAUGAAGUCUACCAGCUAUUCAACAUUUCUGUUGAUUCAGAAAUUACCUUUGGUCCCACAUAUGACACACAGGAAGAUACAGAAGUCACAAUGAUCUACGAUGGUCCUGCUAUGCCCCUCAAUCCACCUGAUCCACAAGAUGUGUUGACUAUAACUGUCCACUCCAGUGACACAUUGAAUGAUAUGAUAAGAGCAUUCUGUAAAGAAGAAAUACUGAACAAACCACUCAGUGUGAAACGUAUACUCCCAGGUGAUAGAGAAGAAGCAGGUGUUGGGUCUGGAGUACUGACAGAUGUUCUCACCUGUUUCUGGCAGGAAUUCUAUGACCGAUGCACCCUUGGUACAUCAAUUAAGGUGCCAUUUAUCCGUCAUGAUUUUUCUGCAGCAAAGUGGAAAGCAGUUGGGAGAAUACUUAUAAAAGUGAUCCAAAGGCCCACUUUCUGCAGUUUGUGAGCAGCCAGGAGCGUGACGUUUUGAUGGACGCAAUGAAGAACUUUUCAGAAGUGGACCAAGAUGAUCUUGUGGAAGUUCUUGACAGCUAUGGGUGUAGAAAGAGGAUCACACCUGAAACCUUUCCCACAAUACUGCAGGAAAUAGCGCACAAAGAGCUUGUCCAAAAGCCCAUGUUUGUUAUUGACUGCUGGAGGGAGGUUACUUUUCACCAUGACUUCAUAAGUCCUGACGCACUUAACAAGUUGUGCUCUGACUUGCAACCUACUUCCAAAAAGGUCUGCCAACUGCUGAAAUUUCCAAACCAUUUAACCUCAAAGCAG